CAAACCUACUUUUGUCACCAACAUCUACUUCUGUCCUUGCACUUAAAGAAAAGAAAACCUCUUCUUGCAAUCAUUUUACAGUUGAUGAACUUCAGCUACAGUGCCUGAUUUUGGCUUUCUGGGUUGUUAAAUUCCUCCAUCUUCCUUCCAUUUUCUCUCAUACUUCACAACUACUUCUUCUAUUAUUAUGGUUAUACGUAUAAGUAGAGAAGAAACAAAAACAUACUUUUAUAUAUAAAGAUUAUAACAAGUUUGGCUUAAGUGGCUACGAAAAAUGAGUACUGCAAGAUUCAUCAAGUGUGUGACAGUCGGUGAUGGUGCUGUGGGAAAGACUUGCAUGCUCAUCUCCUACACUAGUAAUACGUUUCCAACGGACUAUGUUCCGACAGUGUUCGAUAAUUUCAGCGCUAAUGUGGUCGUAGAUGGAAGCACAGUGAAUCUUGGAUUAUGGGACACGGCUGGGCAAGAAGAUUACAACAGGCUGAGGCCACUGAGUUACAGAGGAGCUGAUGUGUUUUUGUUGGCGUUUUCUCUCAUUAGCAAGGCCAGUUAUGAGAACAUAUACAAAAAGUGGAUUCCUGAAUUAAAACAUUACGCUCCAAAUGUGCCGAUCGUGCUUGUAGGAACCAAACUUGAUUUGCGAGAAAACAAGCAGUACUUGAUUGAUCAUCCUGGAGCAACACCAAUAACAACAGCUCAGGGUGAGGAACUGAAGAAAAUGAUCGGCGCCGUAGUUUACAUAGAGUGCAGUUCCAAAACUCAACAGAACGUGAAGGCUGUGUUUGAUUCAGCAAUAAAGGUAGCUCUGCGACCACCAAAACCAAAAAAGAAAGCACCAAAGCAACAGAGAAAUUGCACUUUCUUGUAGAUGACAUGAUCAUUCUCUCUGCAACUUAAGAUUUACCAUAUGUAAGAGAGGACCUUAUGAGUUUUCCUUGUGUCUGUAAACAUGUUCAAUUUGUAUCCUUAUGUUAAUUAACGUUUUCAAUCAAAGAUUGAGCAGAGCAAAAGGGACAUAUAUUAAGAAACCUAAUGCAUGAAUGCUCUUCCCAUA
Manihot esculenta (cassava) is the source of this 1054-nucleotide messenger RNA. RefSeq names its product rac-like GTP-binding protein RAC13. Gene Ontology annotation, cellular component: cell cortex; cell projection; nucleus. Gene Ontology annotation, molecular function: GTPase activity; GTP binding; protein kinase binding. Gene Ontology annotation, biological process: regulation of actin cytoskeleton organization; small GTPase-mediated signal transduction; actin filament organization. The transcript is spliced from 7 exons. The record is from RefSeq and is a predicted model, not a curated record. Lineage: Eukaryota; Viridiplantae; Streptophyta; Magnoliopsida; Malpighiales; Euphorbiaceae. Bases 275 to 868 code for a protein of 197 amino acids.